Messenger RNA from Linnemannia hyalina, 258 nucleotides. The record is from the annotation of a GenBank genome assembly. NCBI's taxonomy places the organism in Eukaryota, Fungi, Mortierellomycota, Mortierellomycetes, Mortierellales, Mortierellaceae.
AUGGAAGAAUACGCACCGCUGGAAAGCACAGGCAUCGAGGAGCCUCUGGAUCUUGUUCGCCUCUCCCUCGACGAGCGCAUCUACGUCAAGCUCCGUGGCGACCGUGAGCUACGCGGAAAGCUUCAUGCUUAUGACGGUCAUUUGAACAUGGUGCUUGGGGAUGUGGAGGAGACUAUCACUGUUGUUGAUGUGAACGAUGAGACUAUGGAGGAGGUUAUCAGAGUAAGCAAAGUUCACUUUCACGCCUUCCAGGAGUAG